AUGGCUCUGCACGUCAUACCUUCUUCACAAAGACUAUCCCACACAAGCCAGACACAUGUAUCAGGGCACCGCAGGACACAGUUUGAUGGGAAGAAAAUCCUGACCCUCUGGACCCUGAUAUGUGGUGCUGUUGCUGUUCUUCUUUGGGGGUUUUUCAGUUUUCCUAGAAAAUUUGUAGUCACAAGACUGGUCAAAAAUAAGACGUGUGACGGUGAAAACAUGAUAUGUAUGAGUGCCUGGAAUAAAGUUAACCAGAACUGCUUCUUUCUUUUUCACCAUAAAAAUACAUGGAUCAGUGCAGAGGAACACUGCAUAAUCUACCAUGGACAUCUGGCGAAAUUCAACACCAAGAGCGAACUGGACAUUUUCUUAAGCCAUGUGAAGAAAGGACAGUCUUCAUAUUGGAUUGGACUGAACAAACGAAACUCACGGGGAAUCUGGGUUUGGACAGAUGGAACUAAAUACAAUAAUGUGGCAAGAAUACAAGAUCAUGGUGAGUGUGCCUUCAUGCAAAAAAAUGGCAUAGACAGUACCAAUUGUGAUGACCUAAGAGACUUUAUUUGUAUCAAACCAAGCCUGUGCCUUUGA
Psammomys obesus (fat sand rat) is the source of this 588-nucleotide messenger RNA. RefSeq names its product C-type lectin domain family 2 member G-like. The transcript has 5 exons. The record is from RefSeq and is a predicted model, not a curated record. NCBI's taxonomy places the organism in Eukaryota, Metazoa, Chordata, Mammalia, Rodentia, Muridae. Bases 1 to 588 code for a protein of 195 amino acids.